AUGCCCCGAGUCCCGACCGCGAAGACCUUCAAGCCUACAACUGCCACGCCUCAGGCGGCUGCCAGUAGAUACUCUACCGUCCCAAGAAAUUCCUCAUCAGCCCACGUCAACAACUCUAAGUCGUCGACUAAGGAGAACAAACAACCAUCGGCGCUUAUCUCAUCUCACCCUACUACGGUUACCACCGCCACUUCCUCGACUUGCUCUUGCAAUGGAAGUAAAGCGGUACUAUUCGGACCAAAGACAGAAAUCGAAUUUAUCAUCGAAAAAUACCGGUUUCACCCAAGCCGUUUUACCAUCCGAGAGCCUAGAGGAGUACCAAAACGAGCCACGAAACGCGAGCGAAGACACCACGAAGACGAGAUUUCGAUGCAUCUUGAACUGAACAAGAACAAUUUAGAAAGCGGAACCAAGGAUCUCGGUGCAAACUACGUUUGCCGACCCUACUAG
This is a messenger RNA of Cyclocybe aegerita, 450 nucleotides long. The record is from the annotation of a GenBank genome assembly. Lineage: Eukaryota; Fungi; Basidiomycota; Agaricomycetes; Agaricales; Hemipholiotaceae.